Molecule: messenger RNA, 1121 nt
Organism: Exophiala dermatitidis NIH/UT8656
Lineage: Eukaryota; Fungi; Ascomycota; Eurotiomycetes; Chaetothyriales; Herpotrichiellaceae
Exons: 1
Coding region: 193-522 (109 amino acids)
Source: RefSeq, a predicted model, not a curated record
CACACCCGUAACGACAAGGCUUCCGCCACAGCCGUAGCGCAUCCGCCGCGACUCCGAGUCCGGACAACGGACACUCGCCUGCAGUCAGCGUUCGACUGGUUUGCCACUUCAAGUUGUGACGGUCAAUGUGGUCACCUGCAUGCCUCAUCAGCCCAGGUCAUCAUAACCUGUACAACGUUGUAGUAUAAGGUUAUGAUCACAACAUCCUUCUCCACUAAGGUUCAAUCAGGGCCUUUUUGCUGCGCUUCGAGAAGCCACUUGGUGCCAAUCAGGUUGAUACUCACCUGCCUGGGACCAGGGCUUCUUCCACUCAGACAAGAGGCCGCGUCAGAGCUCGGAGAACAGAGUCAAAUCGUGGCACCAAUCCAGCCUGCUCAACUGCACCACCAUCCCGGGGGCCUGAGUGAGCUUGGGGGCGUUUCAGCUGGGACAGUCCCCGUAGCAACCUACGGAAUAAUGCUGAUCAUAACUGCCCACGAGCAGAUUUGUGGUCAACUGAAUGGGCGUCUACCAGCAAGUUAGCCUCGGCCUGCCUAGGUAGACGGACGAUGUUGAUGCCGCCUCUUUUGCGCCCGUAUCACGACAUGGCCAGUCAUGAGCUCAUAAGCUCGCAGGGAAGUCCUUGACAACAGAGCGUCAGCAACUUGAAGACCUCGAAGCUUGCUGUCAGCGCCUUGGUGCCAGGCAAUGACUGGUCAGCCUUGUGCCAUGCAAAACCAGACCAGGCUGACUAGGGUCAGGUACCUAGGUACUUACUCAAGACCAGCAGGUAUGAGAGGGCAAGGCUGUCAAUGAAAAGCAAUGGACGUCAACCCGUGGGAGGCAUGCCCCGUUAAUAAAUAGUAGGCUUCAUGGGUUCUUCCAGCUGCUUUUCCCAACCCGAGCUAGCUUUUCUCCAUCAGUCCACAAGGGUCAUCUCCUAUCUCAACCGCCGAUAUCGUUCAGCGCACUGUUGCUUCGCAAGCAAAGAGGACGAACUCUAUCACUCUCACAGACCGUGCCCACCCACGUGGCCGGAGAUUCUCGAGACAGUCCUAUCAGUGAACUCAGCUACAUGUCGACGUGUAUAUCUACAUACGCUACUAUCAUAUACCUAUCUCGCGAUGUCCCCAACUGAGGGG